Plodia interpunctella (Indianmeal moth) is the source of this 4231-nucleotide messenger RNA. RefSeq names its product Autophagy-related 1 (gene Atg1). NCBI's taxonomy places the organism in Eukaryota, Metazoa, Arthropoda, Insecta, Lepidoptera, Pyralidae. Gene Ontology annotation, biological process: piecemeal microautophagy of the nucleus; reticulophagy; autophagosome assembly. The record is from RefSeq and is a predicted model, not a curated record. The transcript has 17 exons. Gene Ontology annotation, molecular function: protein serine/threonine kinase activity; ATP binding. The coding region runs from base 282 to 3344 and encodes 1020 amino acids. Gene Ontology annotation, cellular component: autophagosome; phagophore assembly site membrane; phagophore assembly site.
AAUGGCAACACUAUAUUCUACUCUGCAAAAUCAACACAAAAUAAAAUCACUUUUACACAUUUUGCAUUCAUUGUGUGUUGUGUGUGGACAAAACAGAAACUAUGUUUUAAGUUUGUGAUUCUAGUGAAACGAAAUAUAAUAAUGAAAACGAGGAAGUGAUUAGGAGCUAUCUGUGAUCAGAAUGUAGCGCUUAGUCAAGUUCCCAACUACAGUAUUCCAAGAUAAAUUAUUGAUCUUUUGUUGUAUUGCUCCUAGACUGUAAAUAAAUAUACACUGCGAAAAUGUCCGUGGUUAAGGGAAAGUUGAUGAAAAUGGAAGUAACCCAGGUUGGAGAAUACGAAUUCACCAAACAAGAUAUCAUAGGGCAUGGAGCCUUUGCUAUGGUGUACAAAGGAAGGAGGAGAAAGAGUCCGUCGCAAUCGGUGGCCGUGAAAGUGGUGACCAAGAAGGGCAUCCAGAAGGCGUCGGAGAUUCUGGUGAAAGAGAUCAAGAUCCUGCGCGAGCUGACGGCUUUGCACCACACGAACCUGGUCGCCAUGCACGACUGCAUGGACAGCCCACAGUAUGUCUACGUCGUCAUGGAGUAUUGCAAUGGCGGCGACCUGGCGGACUACCUGCAGGCGAACCGUCUGCUGAGCGAGGGCACCAUUCGGCUGUUCCUUCGGCAACUGGCGGAGGCCAUGCGGGCCAUCCAUGCGAAGGGUAUCGUGCACCGCGACCUGAAGCCCCAGAACAUUCUGCUCACACACAACGUCGCGCCGCCGCGCCAGCCGCAGCCCUCAGAAAUCAUACUGAAAAUUGCUGACUUUGGCUUCGCGAGGUUCCUGGAAGAAGGAAACAUGGCCGUCACACUGUGCGGCUCUCCGAUGUACAUGGCACCUGAAGUCAUAAUGUCGCUGAAGUAUGACGCCAAAGCAGAUCUCUGGAGCCUGGGCACUAUUGUGUACCAAUGCCUGACCGGCAAGGCUCCGUUCCAAGCCACUACGCCGCAUGAACUUAAAGCCUUCUACGAGAACAGUAUAGAUUUACAACCCAAAAUGCCGGCGGGAACGAGCAAUGAGCUCUGUAACCUCUUGAUUGGGCUGUUGCGGCGGAAUCCGCGAGAGCGCAUGCCUUUUGAAGUGUUCUUCAAUCAUCCGUUCCUACAGCGGCCACGCACUACGUCCAUACCAAGUUUGGAUUCGGAUCUGCCUGACAUUCUGGAGGGCGAUGUAGAGGGCGACGGCGAUACUAACUGUUACCUAGAAGAGUCGGGGCACAGCCAGGGCGGCGCGAGCGCGGCGGGCGUGUCGAGCGCGGCGUCGAGCGCGCCGGCGCGCGCGCGCCUCUCCGCGCCGCCGCCCGCUCACCCGCACCGGAAACCACAGCCCACCUCCUCUGCGGAGUCAUCAGACAACACAUGGGCGGGCGAGGAGGACUUCGUGGUGGUGGAGCCGAUGGAUGGCGGGUCGGGGUCGGGCUCGGCGUCGUCCGGGUCGGAGGCGGCGCCGCGGCCCAGCUCCCUGCAGCUGGCGACGCCGCGCGCCGCCGCCGCCGCGCAGCCCCCGCCCGCGCUCGAGCCUGCCACACUGCCCUACAGGAGCCCGCUUGAGCUGGCCUCUAACAACAACAUCCCGCGCUCGCAGCCCAUCGACGUGCUGCGCUCCAACCGCAACACUGCCAACAUCGGCUCUCUCUCGCCGCCCACUGUGCCGUUCCCGCUCAGCGCGGGCCGCGCGCCGCGCCGCCGCAGCAGCAACUCCGGCAGCUCCCCGCCCCCCUCGCUGUGGCAGGUCUCCCCCACUACCACCGCCAGCCCCCACAGAUCCGGUACAUCGCCGCCGGUGGGGCUGGCGCUGAAGGCGAGCAGCGAGGCGGGCGGCGGCGCCGGGUCGCCGGCCCGCGCGCUGCCCGACGCUCUGCUGCGCGGCCUCAAGCUGCACCAGCCCGACCCGCCCGUCUACAUCCCCAACCUGCAGGAGGAGACCAUCCUGGCGGUGAGUACUGUACACCAGCAGCUGCCCGACGCUCUGCUGCGCGGCCUCAAGCUGCACCAGCCCGACCCGCCCGUCUACAUCCCCAACCUGCAGGAGGAGACCAUCCUGGCGGUGAGUACUGUACACCAGCAGCUGCCCGAUGCUCUGCUGCGCGGCCUCAAGCUGCACCAGCCCGACCCGCCCGUCUACAUCCCCAACCUGCAGGAGGAGACCAUCCUGGCGGUGAGUACUGUACACCAGCAGCUGCCCGAUGCUCUGCUGCGCGGCCUCAAGCUGCACCAGCCCGACCCGCCCGUCUACAUCCCCAACCUGCAGGAGGAGACCAUCCUGGCGGUGAGUACUGUACACCAGCAGCUGCCCGAUGCUCUGCUGCGCGGCCUCAAGCUGCACCAGCCCGACCCGCCCGUCUACAUCCCCAACCUGCAGGAGGAGACCAUCCUGGCGGUGAGUAUUGUACACCAGCAGCUGCCCGACGCUCUGCUGCGCGGCCUCAAGCUGCACCAGCCCGACCCGCCCGUCUACAUCCCCAACCUGCAGGAGGAGACCAUCCUGGCGGUGAGUAUUGUACACCAGCAGCUGCCCGACGCUCUGCUGCGCGGCCUCAAGCUGCACCAGCCCGACCCGCCCGUCUACAUCCCCAACCUGCAGGAGGAGACCAUCCUGGUGGUGAGUAUUGUACACCAGCAGCUGCCCGACGCUCUGCUGCGCGGCCUCAAGCUGCACCAGCCCGACCCGCCCGUCUACAUCCCCAACCUGCAGGAGGAGACCAUCCUGGCGGAGGAGCACAGCAAGGUGUUCUCGCAGCUGAACUUCGUGCGCGUGCUCGCCGAGCUGCUGGCCGAGCUCGCCGUCUCCUGCGGCGCGCCCAUCGCCGCGCUCAUGGACGCCUCGGACGAUCGCUAUAACGAUAGCGUGCGGCUGGGCCUGCUGGUGCAGGCGAUGCGGGCGCUGGCGGCGGGGCUGCGGCUGGCGGCCGACGCCUACCGCAACCGCACGCUGCAGCCCACCGAGCAAGUCAGGCAAGUCGUACAGAUGAUGAACGGGAAGUACAAGUGGAUCGUGAACGAGUCCAAGCGACUGCACGAGGCGGGCGUCGCGCCCGCGGUCUGUGAUAAAAUACUGUACGAACACGCCAUAGAGCUGUGCCAAAUGGCGGCGAUCGACGAGCUGUUCGGCGACCUGAAGGAGUGCGAGCGGCGCUACGUGUCGGCGCAGGUGCUGCUGCACUCGCUGGCGCAGCGCGCGCCGCUGCAGCCCGCGCACCGCUCCACGCUCUCCAAGUAUCGCGACGCAGUCCAAAGGCGGCUCAACUGCCUCAAGGGGCCGCGCAAGAUCAUGGACGUCAAACUCGAGGCCGGGAUCUCAUAAUGCAAUAAGCAACAAGUCACAUAGUUCUAAGCACACUUGACAAAACAUGGGAAGUGAUUUUAUUUUGUUCUCAAAAACUGACCCACAGUGAGGAACAAGAAAAAUAAUAUAAAAAAAAUGUAUAAAAGGUAUAAGUGAAUGAUAAAUAAUCAUCAUAUACAAUUGUUUAGCAAUGAAUGAAGAUUACCAGAGAUUGCAAUAGCGAAUUAUAUUUUUUUAUGUGCAGUACUUUGCAGAGUUCGCGUAAUUGUAGAAUAUAGAUAGCAUCCUCUAGAAGAUGUUAGUGUUGAAGGAGUUUAGAAUACGCUUUGGAAUGAUGAAAAUUUAGAAUAGUUGUGUGUCCUGCAUCUACUUGGAAGUAAAAGGUUGUAUCUUUCUUAAGGUUUGUUGUUGUAGUAAAAGUUAACAACUUAUGCUGUUCAGCGAAUCAUAUUUCAAUAACAUAAGUCAUAAAAAUGAUUUCGCAGUCACUUUAGAUUUUAAAAUACCUAUAUAAAAAGCAAAAAAAAAUUUAGAGUAGAGUAUGUAGUAUUUUUUCCACAUAAGUCUCAUAAGUAAAUUAACAUUUUAUUAUUACAAACUAUGUACUGUAUUAUGUAAAAUGCAAAUUUGGUGUAACAACUUAGACACAAUGCUAUAGAGAUCUCAUUAUCGACCAAUAACAAUAUGGCAUUUUUAGGUUAAGCUACAAAUUAUGAGUAUUUUGUCGAAAAUAUUUGUAUGAAUGAUUUUUGUGUAUUUCUCUCAAGUCAUAAUCUUAUUUUGCCAAAUUGUGAUCAUAUUAUUUUUCCUCAGAAUGUUCAAUGCUUUACUGAAAAUAAGAAUAAAGACUGUUGUAUUAUAAAAUUAAUUUGUUUUGUUUUAAUAAAUACUUAUUUGUAACAUUA